AUGUACGCCUUCAACGCGUUCGUCCUCGUCCUCGUCGCUCUCUUCUCCUUCGCGAACGCACUCCCGCUGGGUCACGGGCACAUUCGCCGUUCAUGUCCUCACAACGCGCGUGCUUCUGCUCUCUCGGCCAUCGAGUCUGCAUCGUCCGCAGCAUCGUCCGCAGAAUCCACCCCGCUCUCCUCCACAGUGCCCUCGUCUUCGUCUAGCGCUGUCCCUACCGCUACCUCGUCCAAGGCCGCCGCCUCCCACUCCGCGUCUGCCCCCUCUUCCUCUGCAUCCUCUGCGAAGGCCACUGCCACGCGUUCUGCCACAAACAACGCUGUCACUGGCUCCCUCCUCGGUGCCCUCUUCCCCAUCGCUCAGCCCUCCACCUCCUGGACCACCCUCCAGGGCAUAAGCGGCGCCCUCUCCCUCUCCGACUCCACCUUCAACCCAGAUCACGUCCUUUCCUCGCUCACCCACAACUACGUCGCUUCCCCCGGCUCAGACUCGAAGCUCUCCAUGCAGGCACACUACCCCAAGGGCUCGUACACCUUCGGCCACCAGCCCCAGGGUGGUAUCUCGUUCUACGCCCCCGGCCCGUCGGACGUCGAUCUCACAACGGCCAAGGAGGCCACCUUCGGCUACUCCGUCAUGUUCGAUGAGGGCUUCGACUGGAACAAGGGCGGCAAGCUGCCCGGUCUCUACGGAGGUGACGACGCUACCGUCGCUGUUUCCUGCUCCGGUGGGCGCCGCUCCGACGCGUGCUUCUCCGCGCGUCUCAUGUGGCGCACGGACGGCCAGGGCGAGCUCUACACCUACCUGCCACCCUACACGGACUCGCGCUUCGCCGCAAAUGAGAAGCAGUGUUCUGUCGCGCCCAAGUCGGAGUGCAACCCGACGUACGGCGCGUCCGUUGGGCGCGGCUCGUUCAGCUUCGAGGCGGGCAAGUGGACGACCGUGAGCCAGCGCGUGCGCCUGAACGACGUCGGGCAGGCAAACGGCGAGCUCGAGUUGUUCGCGAACGGGGAGAGCGUGGUCAAGGUCGACGGCCUGAUCCUGCGCGCGAGCGACGCCGGGCGGCUGCGUGGCAUCCAGAUGCAGACGUUCUUCGGCGGCUCUACUUCCGACUGGGCAUCCCCCAAGGAUCAGAACACGUACUUCUCCGACUUCUCGAUGGCCAUCACCGAGAAGCUCUGA
This is a messenger RNA of Heterobasidion irregulare TC 32-1, 1179 nucleotides long. It is a transcript of the gene psl14.1, whose product is annotated as polysaccharide lyase family 14 protein. The transcript is spliced from 3 exons. The coding region runs from base 1 to 1179 and encodes 392 amino acids. Lineage: Eukaryota; Fungi; Basidiomycota; Agaricomycetes; Russulales; Bondarzewiaceae. The record is from RefSeq and is a predicted model, not a curated record.